This is a messenger RNA of Panicum virgatum (switchgrass), 1820 nucleotides long. RefSeq names its product putative F-box/FBD/LRR-repeat protein At3g49030. Bases 202 to 657 code for a protein of 151 amino acids. The record is from RefSeq and is a predicted model, not a curated record. Gene Ontology annotation, molecular function: protein binding. The transcript is spliced from 3 exons. Lineage: Eukaryota; Viridiplantae; Streptophyta; Magnoliopsida; Poales; Poaceae.
CCGAGCUGAAAAAAUGUGUUAAAGUUCCUCAAGAAAUUCUUGAGCAACAAUACCUUCAAGUACUCAGUACGUGAAGUACUCAGUAAAAAUCCUCGACAGCAAGGAAAGAUCGUUCUGCGGCGCCCAGCUGGAAGCCUGCAAUCCAAUCCCUAGCGUCUGAGAGACUGUGACCUAGAUCCCCCCAUCCCGUCCCCACACUCGAUGGAGCUGGGCGGCGGCGGCGAGAGCUCCACCAAGCGCGCGAGGCUCUCCUCCGACGAUGCCGCCGCCGCUGGCGAGGACCGGCUCAGCGCGCUCCCCAACGACGUCCACGUCCUCCUCAAGCUCACCACCCGCGCCGCCGCCCGGACCAGCGUCCUUGCCCGCUCCUGGCGCCGGGUCUGGGCGCUCCUCCCGACGCUCAGCUUCGACGAAACCGCCGACCCAGGCCGGCUGCGCGACGCGCUCGACGGCCACGAGGUGCCCGUCCGCAGCCUCCUCGUCGGGGCCAACGGCGCCGCCGCCGAGUCCCUAGGGGCCUGGCUCCCCGCCGCCGCGCGCCGCGUCUCCGGCGACCUGUCCCUUUACAGCUACGUCCGGGUCUCGGAGGAGGAGGAGGAUGACGAGGCCCCUCAAAGAGGCGUCUUUGUGCUCCCCUGCUUCGACAAGGCCACCUGACCUCCAUCACGCUCUUCUUGAGCUUCCACGGCCUCGCCGUGCCUCGCGCCGGCAUCUUCGCCCGGUUCGCCGAGCUCCACCUGCACCGCGUCUGGUUCCACGGCCCGGGCGAGCUGGGCGACGCCGUGUCCUCUCCGCGGUGCCCGUGCCUGCAAAGGCUCACCGUCUUCGAUGCCCGGGGCCUGGCCGAUCUCGAUCUCGCCAUACGCUCGGAGACUCUGCUGGAGGUGGAGCUCAUGAACCUCCGCACCUUGUCUCGGCUCACCGUGGCGGCGCCGGCACUCAAGGAGUUAGCUGUGGCGCGGUGUUUUGGCAAGAAUCGACCGGUUGCAUCAUCUCUGCCCCUCGGCUGACGAAUCUUGACUGGGGUGAUGAGUAUAAUCCCAUAUCUGUCCACCUUGGCAAGAUGGAACAUCUCCGGUCGCUGGGCACUGACUAUUUUCUUGUUUAUGGAGACUAUGCAUUCAUACACAAUCACUUUUGCUUAAGUCUCUUGCAGCGCGUUGAGGGCAUCCAGACUCUUUGCCUAACGCUCAUGUAUCUGCGGGAUAUAGAGAACUAUCAAUACAUGAUGGAAGACUUUACAGUGCUCCCUGACAUUACAUUUUUGCACCUUAAGGUAGAUGCAAAUGGACAUGCCUUUCAAGCCAGCGCAUUCCAUGUUCUCAGAUUGUGUACUGGUAUAAGAAGGCUGAUGCUGCAAUUUGGCUUAGAGGUCCGAACUGUAUGCUCAUCAGACUGCAUAUGUGAUCAGCAGCCAGCAGACUGGGAAACCGAGGAACUCUUGUUGAAUCACCUUGAAGAAGUAGAAAUCGUUGGAUGGAGAGGAUCUGAACAUGAAGUUGCUUUUAUGAAACGACUUUUCAAUUGGGGAACAAGGCUUAAAGAAAUGACAGUAAAUUUCUAUUUUACAACCUCUGAAAUCAAGGCAAAGGAAUUGUACCAAAUAUUUCAGAGUUUCUCUAGGCCAGGAAUACGCACGAAAUUUUACCUAUAUCAGAAGCAUAGGAAGGUGUUAUAUGCACCUGACUUCUAGCACACCAAAUUGUCACUGUAGGCAAUUCUUGGUGGUUUAUGUUUUCUUGUUAUGAACCGUACUGUGUGAGAGCAUCAAAAUGCUAGAAGAUCUUAAAGGAAAAGGUUGAGGUCCAUUAUAUUUUGUA